Messenger RNA from Fusarium subglutinans, 1074 nucleotides. RefSeq names its product C6 zinc finger domain protein. Bases 1 to 1074 code for a protein of 357 amino acids. The record is from RefSeq and is a predicted model, not a curated record. The transcript has a single exon. NCBI's taxonomy places the organism in Eukaryota, Fungi, Ascomycota, Sordariomycetes, Hypocreales, Nectriaceae.
AUGCUUGCGCCUGCACUGGCCAUGCUCUCCUACGAACUCAUGCAGCCGUCACUGAUGACCCUCGCUCGCAAGAACUACCUCGCGGCCAUUCAGAACAUCAACGCAGCCUUGUCAUUGCCACAGAAAGCGGCCAAUGACAGCACUCUUGCCUCAGUGCUCCUCUUGGCUCUUUUCGAGGCUAUUGCCUUCCACCGCUGUGACUCGUUAAACAACUGGACAUCCCAUGUAGAUGGCGCCGUCCAACUCGUCAAGCUGCGAGGACCCCGUCAGUUCGAGUCUGCCCUAGGCCGUGCCCUAUUUUCGGAUGUCAGCAAUCAUACAUACGCAUCAUGUGCGCAGCGCCGUGUUCCUGUGCCUGCAACUGUAUCAGAAAUGCGGACACAGUUGGGUGACUUAAGCGGCGAAAGCUCUCUAGUGGUCGACCUUGGCGCAGUUCUGGACUCCAUGUCUCGACUCCUCGCGAAGUUGACAUCGACAGACGCAGAGGACACACCAGCGCCCGAGGUUAUCGUGGCUCAGGGAUGCCAGUUGGUGUCGCAGAUAGACUGUCUGCUAGAUCAAGCAUCUACACUCUUCCCCUACGAGGUGAUACCGACAACUGAAGCCCCAGACUGUUCAUUUAAUGGCAUUACUCACAAGUAUCCAACCCCUCAGUCAGCCCGGUAUUGGAACAUCCUGCGUGUAAUGAAGUUAUUUCUCAGUAAAUGGAUUCACCGGUCUGCCACCGCUCUCGCUGACUGCAAUGCGACGGUCGAUGAUUGUACAGGCACCCUCCCGCAGAAUAGACUCAACCUUCUCGACUACACGAAGUCAAACGCGGACAAAGUCGCCGUAGAUAUCCUCUGCAGUGUGCCCUUUUUCCAGAGCCUGACUUCUCAGUCCUAUCUGAGCCAGACGCUAGUGCGGUGGCUUGUAUGGCCCUUAUCAGCAGUAGCAGCGUCACCCUUAGUCCAGGAGCCUGCACGGGUAUAUGCUCGGACUAGGCUUGCAAGCUUUCAUAAAGACAGCAGACUUCCAGAGGUCUUAGAGGCCGUUAAGAUGCUGGAUAAAGAAAGAGCCUUGGAAGAUUGGUAA